CAGAGAAACAAAACUUAACUCUGUCUCUGUCAGUGUGAGCAGUAAAAUGGCUGAAGGUGGAGGUUUACUGGAUCAGGACCAGUUCAGCUAUGCGAUCUGUCUGGAUCUGUUGAAGGAUCCGGUGACUAUUCCCUGUGGACACAGUUUCUGUAUGGGCUGUAUUAAGGGCUGCUGGGAUCAGGAUGAUCAUACUGGUGUCUACAGUUGUCCCCAGUGCAGAGAGACCUUCACCCCAAGGCCUGAUUUAAGAAAAAACAUUAUGUUUGCCGAAGUGGUGGAGAAACUGAAGAAGACAGGACUACAAGCUGCUCCUCCUGCUCACUGUUACGCUGGACCUGGAGACGUGGUGUGUGAUGCCUGCACUGGGAGAAAGCACAAAGCCGUCAAGUCCUGUCUUGCUUGUCUGGUCUCUUACUGUGAAACUCACCUCCAGCCUCACUAUGAAUCUCCUGCCUUUAAGAAGCACAAACUGGUCAAAGCCACUGCAAAGCUGCAGGAGAAGAUCUGCUCUCAUCAUGACAAACUGCUGGAGGUUUACUGUCGUACUGAUCAGCAGUGUAUCUGUUAUCAGUGUGUGAUGGAUGAACACAAAGGCCAUGAUACAGUCUCAGCGGCAGCAGGAAGGACUGAGAAACAGAAGCAGCUGGGGGCGACACAAAAUAAAUUCCAGCAGAAAAUCCAGGAGAGAGAGAAGGAGCUGCAGGAUGUGAGACAGGCUGUGCAGUCAAUCAAGCGCUCGGCAAAGGCAGCAGAGGAGGACAGUGAGAGGAUCUUUACUGAGUUGAUCAGCUUCAUUGAAAGAAGGCGCUCUGAGGUGAAAGAGCUGAUCAGAGAUCAGGAGAAGGCUGAAGUGAGUCGGGCUGAAGGACUCCUGGAGCGACUGGAGCAGGAGAUUGCUGAGCUGAGGAGGAGAGAUGCUGAGCUGGAGCAGUUUUCACACACAGAGGAUCACAUCCAGUUCCUCCAGAGCUGUGAGUCUCUCUGUGCCCCUGUUGGACCUGAAGACUUACCCAGCAUCACUGUCAGUCCACACGUCUCUUUUGAGGCUGUGAGGAAAUCUGUCUCUGAACUGAAAGAGAGACUGGAGGAUGUUUUCACGAUGGAGUUGAUCAAAGUACCUGGAAAAGCGCAAGAAGUCAAUAUUCUAGAGCCCAUGACCAGAGAAGACUUCUUACAAUAUGCCUGUCAGCUCACACUGGACCCCAACACAGCAAACACAGUCCACUGUCUGUCUGAGGGGAACAGAGAGGUGACCCGUGUGGAAGAGAUCCAGUCAUAUCCUGAUCAUCCAGAGAGAUUUGAAUACUGGCUCCAUGUGCUGUGCAGAGAGGGUCUGUCUGGGCGCUGUUACUGGGAGGCUGAGAGGAGUGGGGAUUUGGUUGAUAUAGCAGUGUCAUAUAAAGAGAUCAGCAGGAAAGGGCAAGGUAAUGACUGUCGUCUGGGAUAUAAUAACAAGUCCUGGAGUUUGGGCCGUAAUUGCGAUUACACUUUCUGGCACAAUGCUGAGAGCACUGGAAUCCCUGUUCCCCCCCCCUCCAGAAUAGGAGUGUACCUGGAUCACGGGGCAGGAACUCUGUCCUUCUACAGCGUCUCUGACACAAUGACCCUCCUGCACAGAGUCCAGACCACAUUCACUCAGCCCCUCUAUCCUGGGUUUGGGGUUUGGAGUGUUGGAUCCUCUGUAAAACUGUGUGAUCUGGGAUGAGCCAGUGAGUGAAUGCGAAGAUCAGCUGUAAUUAAAGAGAGGGAAAAACACUCAAAUGAGACAGAGAGAGAAUUCAGUUAUAUAUUGGGCUCAUUAUACAGCUUGGUGAUACAUGGUGAUAAUCUGAUUUAAUGGGAUUUGGUGAAAUUACUGUUGUGACUCCAUUUUCAUGUUACAGGGAUAGUUGAUAGGGGAUUCUUGCCUUUAGAUACCUAAUUAACUGCUGUACACACUGUUUGGAGCUAUUUCACAUGUAUUUUCUGCCUUUGAACCAACAGCUCUG
Anguilla anguilla (European eel) is the source of this 1988-nucleotide messenger RNA. RefSeq names its product tripartite motif-containing protein 16-like. Gene Ontology annotation, molecular function: protein binding; zinc ion binding. Bases 47 to 1705 code for a protein of 552 amino acids. The transcript is spliced from 6 exons. NCBI's taxonomy places the organism in Eukaryota, Metazoa, Chordata, Actinopteri, Anguilliformes, Anguillidae. The record is from RefSeq and is a predicted model, not a curated record.